GCGAGAAAGGGGCGGGAGGCAGGCACUGCGCGCCCACCCUGCGGAGGGAGCCGGAGCGCACGCGGGGACCUGGAGGGGGCGGCCCUGUCGCACACGUAGGAUCCAGGAAACGAAAGUAGGAGCCGCCGCGGGCGUCGCCGCACGGAACGCGCAGAGGCCGCUGAAGCCCCUUUCCCGCCGACUUCAGGGGAGGUUGUGCAACCGCGGUGCCCGAAAGGGGACAGCCACGCCAGGCGUCGGGCUCCCGGACCGCAUCCAGACGAGGACUGCGCGGAAGCAGCGGCAGCCGCAGAGCUAUUUAAAUCAUGGAUGAACAAAACAUGCAAGCGAAUGCUUCUCACCCAGGAAAAAAAUUGCCAGCCGGGCAUCCCCCUCAGUAUCCAUCGGCUGCAUUUCAAGGACCUCCAGGACAUACUGGCUACCCUGGACCCCACCCUGGCUACCAUGGACCCCCGUCUGGCUACCCUGGACCCCAGCUUGGCUACCCUGGACCCCAGUCUGGCUACCCUGGACCCCAGCCUGGCUACCCUGGACCCCAGCCUGGAUACCCUGAACCCCAGCCUGGUUACCCAGUUCUACCAGCCAGCUAUUCAGGUGCUGGCCCAGCUGGCUUUUCUGUCCAAAGUCAGCCAGUAUAUAAUCAGCCCAGUGGACCUGCAGGGGCACCAUGGAUGCCAGCACCACCACCUCCACUGAACUGUCCACCUGGAUUAGAAUAUUUAAGUCAGAUAGAUCAAGUACUAAUUCAUCAGCAAAUAGAACUCCUAGAAGUCUUAACAGGUUUUGAAACUAAUAACAAAUAUGAAAUUAAGAACAGCCUUGGGCAGAGGAUUUUCUUUGCAGCAGAAGAUACUGAUUGCUGUACCCGAAAUUGCUGUGGGCCAUCUAGGCCUUUUACCAUGAGGAUUGUUGAUAAUACAGGCCGAGAAGUCGUGACUCUGGAGAGACCGCUGAGAUGUAGCAGCUGUUGUUGCCCCUGCUGCCUUCAGGAGAUAGAAAUCCAGGCUCCUCCUGGGGUACCGGUGGGUUAUGUUACUCAGACCUGGCACCCAUGUCUGCCAAAGUUUACAAUUCAAAAUGAGAAGAGAGAGGAUGUACUAAAAAUUACUGGUCCAUGUGUUGUGUGCAGCUGUUGUGCAGAUGUUAAUUUUGAGAUUAAAGCUCUCGAUGAAGAAACUGUGGUUGGCAGGAUUUCCAAGCAAUGGAGUGGGUUUGUGAGAGAGGCAUUUACAGACGCUGAUAACUUUGGAAUCCAGUUCCCUUUAGACCUUGAUGUUAAAAUGAAAGCUGUGAUGCUUGGUGCUUGUUUCCUCAUUGACUUCAUGUUUUUUGAAAGGACUGGAAACCAAGAACAAAAAUCAGGAGUGUGGUAGUUCAUUAAUGAGAGUAUCAAAAAAAAAUUUGAAGUCCAUGUACUGAUUGGAACUAUCUAAAAGGAAAACUCAAUGUUUUUUUCUUUAUUUUUAUAUCUGUGUGAAUUAAGCUGUGAUGCCUAUGGCUACAAUUAUAUGA
This is a messenger RNA of Cynocephalus volans (Philippine flying lemur), 1512 nucleotides long. It is a transcript of the gene PLSCR1, whose product is annotated as phospholipid scramblase 1. Lineage: Eukaryota; Metazoa; Chordata; Mammalia; Dermoptera; Cynocephalidae. The coding region runs from base 306 to 1373 and encodes 355 amino acids. The record is from RefSeq and is a predicted model, not a curated record. Gene Ontology annotation, biological process: plasma membrane phospholipid scrambling. Gene Ontology annotation, cellular component: plasma membrane. Gene Ontology annotation, molecular function: phospholipid scramblase activity. The transcript is spliced from 9 exons.